Molecule: messenger RNA, 1544 nt
Organism: Cicer arietinum (chickpea)
Lineage: Eukaryota; Viridiplantae; Streptophyta; Magnoliopsida; Fabales; Fabaceae
Biological process (GO): tRNA modification; RNA (guanine-N7)-methylation
Cellular component (GO): nucleus; tRNA methyltransferase complex; cytosol
Molecular function (GO): protein binding
Source: RefSeq, a predicted model, not a curated record
GUUAAUGUAAGAGUAAGAAAUGAGAUAUUGCGAGGAAGCCUAGUAGACUUUGGAGCAUCGAAGUAAAGCGGCAAACCCUACGACACAUUUUGAAAACUGCGGAAGCAACAAUGGAUGAAGAAGUCGUAACGGAAAGCAGAAAAGAAACAGAAGUAGCACCGGCACUCGUCUCCGUCCAUCCAGACGGACACUACGUCGCCGUCGCAGUCGGACCGGAGCUCCGCGUCUUCGACCUCAUUGGCGGUUGUGCAGCUUCUUUAGUUGACGAUUCCGUUGACCAACCCUUCCAUAAGGAUAAUAUUAGAGCCAUUCGAUUCGGUGCAAAUGGAAAACUCUUCGUUUCCGCUGGUGAUGAUAAAACCCUCAAGAUUUGGUCAUCGCAAUCUUGGCAAUGCAUUUCCACCGUGUCAUCGGAAAAGAGAGUUACUGCGGUUGCGAUAAGCAAUGACGGUUUACAUGUGUGUUUUGCUGAUAAAUUCGGUCUCGUUUGGGUUGUGGAUCUCAAUCAACCUUCACGUGAUAAGAAGCCAACACCGCUUCUUUCUCAUUAUUGUAGUAUCAUCACUAGCUUGGAAUUUUCACCAGAUAAUCGGUUUAUUUUGAGUGCUGAUAGGGAUUUUAAAAUUCGUGUUACUAAUUUUCCCAACAAUCCCUUAAAUGGAGCUCACCAGAUACAGAGUUUUUGUCUUGGUCAUACAGAGUUUGUUUCCUGCCUUGCCUUUGUUCCUGCUCAGGAAGGUCCUCAUAGUCUUCUUUUAUCUGGCAGUGGUGAUUCCACAGUCCGAUUGUGGGAUAUCUCCUCUGGAGCACUCCUAGACACUUGUGAGGUUGCAGUUAAGGCAGGACUUUUAGAGUCCAACGGUAAAGCAGAGGAGCAUGACCAUGCUGUCACUAAUUUGUGUACCACACUGGAUGGUUUGCUUGUUGCUGUGUCCAUUCAGAGCUUGCGUGGAAUUGUAUUGUUGCGCUGCAAUGUUUCUGCGCAAACACUUUCUGUUGCCAAGGUUGUUUCUAUUGCAGGAGAGGCCUUUAUACCUACCUGCCUGGCGAACAACCCCCUUACAAGGGAAUUGUGGAUGGUUACAGGUGUCUCUAAUUUACCUGGUUAUAAUUACCCCUCUUUGGCUCGUGUCCUAGUAAUUUCUGGUAUUGAUGUUGAGCAAGAGCCAGUUGUUCUGGGUGACAAUAAGAUACCUGGAGGAGAAAAGCUGCUAGAAACAUUGCAAGGAACUGCAUCUGUUGACGAUAAUGCUUUUCUGGUAGCAGCUGAAGCAGUCAAAGCAGCAAUGUGUAACCUGUUAAUAAAGAAGCAAUACCCUUCAGAGAAUAGAGAAUAUAGGAAGAAAACCAGAAAUGAUAGAAAACUCAAAGAGUAGCAAUGUGCAAUCAAAUUUUGUUUUUAUUAAUUUAUGUUGCAGCUUAGCUCAGUUUCCUUGAUUAGAAGUUCUCAAAGACUAAAUAGUCUUGAUUUGUGUCUCGUAUUAUUUAUUUUUAUGAAUGAGUGUCUCAAUAUUAAAACCAUUAUACCAUCAAUUUUGUGGCCA